AUGCCUCUCCUUUGGCAGCUCGUCCUGGCAGGCUUCAUACUCGCUUUAGCGUAUCUCACAUGGCGGUAUAAAUACUUCCUGAGAGGCAACAGCAAGUUCGGACCUCCUCACUGGCCUGUGCUUGGGGCGAUCCCAGCUCUCUUCUCCAACUUCCCUUAUCUCCUGGAUUGGUCCACGUCACUGCUCGAGGAAUGUCCGUCCAUGACAUACGUGUCUCUGGGUCCCGGCAUGAACGAGGUGAUCACAGCGAAUCCCGAGGUGCUGGAGCACAUCCUCAAGAACAAGUUCAGCAACUACCCCAAGGGACCCGACUUCCAGUCUUCGUUCGGUGACCUGCUGGGCCACGGCAUAUUCAACAGCGAUGGCGAGGCGUGGAAGCAGCAGCGGAAGACAGCUAGCCUUGAGUUCUCCGCGCGAUCCCUUCGCGACCUCAUGAUGGUCUCCAUUCAAGACGAGGUGCAGCUGCGCCUGCUGCCCACCUUGCAGACGGCCUUGGAGUCAGCCGCAUCUAUUGAUAUUCAGGACAUUCUCCUGCGAUACACAUUUGACAACAUCUGUCGCAUCGGCUUUGGGGUGGACCCUGGCUGCCUCGCAGCUGGCCUCCCUGACAUCCCCUUUGCCCGGGCCUUUGACGAUGCCACCAAGGCCACGCAGAUCCGCAACAUUCUCCCAGACUCCAUUCGCAGCCUCUUCAUGUCAUGGGGCAUCGCGCAUGAGAAGAUCCUCAAAGCAUCCGUGCAGGAAAUCGACGAGUUUGCCCACAGGGUGAUAGAGACGCGCAAGGAGCAGCUGGACAGGCUGAGGAAGGGGGGCGCAGAGGCGGAGGCGGAGGGCAGGGAUGAUGUCUCCCUGGGGCACUCCGACAUCCUCUCCAGGAUGAUGAUGCUCCAGAAGGAUGACGGAGGGCAGCUGUACUCGGAGCGCUUCCUCCGCGACGCCUGCACCAACUUCAUCCUAGCUGGCAGGGACACGUCAUCAGUGCUGCUGACGUGGUUCUUCUGGCUGCUGAGCUGGCACCCACACGUGGAGAGCAAGAUAGUGGAGGAGGCGAGGAGCAUCAUUGCUGGCCGUGACGCAGGCGACGAGAGGGAGACGUUCACAUACGACGAGCUGCGCAGCAUGACCUACACACACGCCGCUCUUAAUGAGGCUCUGCGCCUCUACCCCUCCGUGCCUGCUGACACCAAGCACGUGAGUGAAGACGACGUAUUACCAGAUGGAACGCCUGUGAAGAAGGGAUGGAGGGUGAUGUACGCGCUCUACGCCAUGGGCCGCAUGACACGCAUCUGGGGCCCUGAUGCCCGUGAGUACCGCCCGGAGCGGUGGAUUGAUGCCGCGGGUCAGCUCAGAAGCGAGUCGCCCUUCAAGUUCCCUGCAUUCAAUGCCGGCCCAAGGCUCUGCCUCGGCAGGGACUUGGCAUACCUGCAGAUGAAAUCCGUGGCAGCGAGUGUGCUAACAAAAUACCGCCUGAAGCCAGUCCCAGGGCACAAGAUUGAGUACAGUGUGUCUCUUACUUUGUUCAUGAAGAAUGGCCUGUUGAUUAACGUGCAACCUAGAUAG
Molecule: messenger RNA, 1560 nt
Organism: Closterium sp. NIES-65
Lineage: Eukaryota; Viridiplantae; Streptophyta; Zygnematophyceae; Desmidiales; Closteriaceae
Source: the annotation of a GenBank genome assembly